UACGAUGUGUUUAUGCUGAAUGUUUUUACACAUGUGGAUUUUUUUCUUAUCACAUUUUUGUUUUGGUUUGAUAAUGGCUAAUAAUAUCAAAGAUUUUUUGCAAAUUCUUGCUAAAUGGAUCACUCUUGUCAAAGACAAUAAUAUUACCGAUGUGAAUGCGGAAAAAUGGUAUUCAUGUAAAUUGUCUGAAAUUGAUUUACUGAAUGAAAGAAUUGAAAAAUUAAUUUCAUGUGAAAAUUUUGACAAUCAUGGUGAUCAUCUACAGCAACAGGUUCAAACUUUAUUUGAAUUUUUUGUUCAAUUAGUGGAAAAUCUGAGAAAAAAUGUUGAAACUAUAUUGUCAAAUAAUAAUGAUUCGUUAUCAACGAACACCAGUAGCACAAAUAAUUAUGAAAUUAGAAAGCUACAAGCGGUAGUCAUCAGAUUAUCAUUGAUUAUGAUACAUACUAAAACAGUGGUUGGUCUAAUGAUUGGUAAUAGUCUUAUGGACCACCAAAUGAAUGUCAAUCAUUUUUCACCUGAAACUAAAAUAUCUACACCAGCCCAAACAUUAUUGAGCACCAAUGAAGAAUCAUUGAUACGAUUAUCCUUGUGUCAUUCAUUACGUUUAUCGUUCAAAAAUAUUUUAAAGUUUUACUUAUAUAAUUCUAUUUCACCAGUAAACUUUGAGAAAAUAUUUCCAAUUUCGUUGUCCAAUGAUAUGUUCGAUUCUAUUGAACAAGAAAAACAAUCAGUCGAAAUCUUUGUUGAUGAUAAUAAUUUCAUAUCUGUCAAAAAUGAAGGGAUCAUAAAAUGGUCACUGGACCAUGAAAAUAUUGAAAAACAAUUAACCAUUAUGAAAUCAAUUUAUCUGAUUUACCUACAGCUUUUGUUGAUUCAUAACGAAAACGUACAACGAAAUUACUGUGUGAAACUAAUCAAACAAACAUUACGUAAAGAUUGUUUUGCAAUUUUGUUGGCUUUGUCCACAAUUUACCGAUUACAAUCUCCGAAAACGAAUCUCAACGAAGAACUUCAAUCAAUAAUGAAUCAGUUAGAAACUCAAUUUAUUGAAAAUCAUUUCAAUGAUCAAACAUGUCGUUCAUUAGUCAUACAUAAUCUCGUUGCAUUGUUAGCCUUAUUAUCUUCUCAACAUGGUGGCCCGGACUCUGAAACAAAAAAAUUAUCUCAAAUCAUCGUGAACAUGUUACGUAAUCAUUUAAUCAAUUCAGGUGGUUUACGAUUACUGAUCGAUACAACAUUGGAUUCGGACCGCCAAUCGGAACACGAAACUACGAUUGUUCAUCGUUUACAAGCGAUGGUUACGAUGGUUAUUACUCUUCCCGUUCGACAUAAAUUGCCAUAUCAACAAAAACUUGUGUCACAAUUAUUGUUAGAACUACUAAAACCAGAUCAUUCUGGUAAUAACCAACAUUCACCGGAAAUCUAUUAUCGAUUUGCUGCUAUGUUGCUUGAUACAUUAAAUCAAACCGAACCAUCAUUAAUUCAAAAAAUAGUAUUCGAUACGAUCAAAAAAUCAUUUCAUAGUAUCGAACAUGAAUUCACCAUCGAAGAAACAAUCAAAAUUAUUCACCGUUUGAUUUCUAAUCGAUCUUGUUUGCUAAAGUUAUCUAAUUUUUUUCCUGCAAUUUUUUAUCUGCGAUUUGAAUUUGAAAUGGCAAAAAAUCAAAUUCUUCAUAUAUCUUUGAAAGAACAAAGUGAAAAACUCAUAGUCGAAAUGUUGCGCGAAAUACCAAAAUCAGUUUAUAUGUUAGAUGAUUGUAUUUGUUCACAUCAAUCAGUGUGGCUGAAUCAUUUUUGCAUAGAAAUUGAUCAAUCAUCACAUCAAAUAAAAAUCAAUGAAAAUUCAGACAAAUGCAAAGAACCUGUUGAUUCAUUGUCUCAAACAAAUGUAUUGGCUACUUUCAUACUACGGUUAUUAGAUCAGAUGACGAUUGAUUUUCGUUUUAAUUUUUUCUACUUACUUUUGGAACAUCUAAUGGAUAAAAAUCCAUCCACAGUUGUACUAUUUUUAAUAGGACCAUUUGGUGAUCGUCUAUUUGGACAAACUAUAUCUAAACGUGAACAAGAUGAUCGUGAAGCAUUCAUUAUUUCCAGUCAACGUACCAUUCAUUUUUUAAAUAGUACAUUAGAACGUAUCGUUCAAAGAAUUAUACAAAUUCCUGAUGAACAAAAUAUUGAUGAUGAAGAUUUUCAACAAUAUAUUCAGAUAUGGAUGGAAACGUUAUCGAUUUGUUUACGUAUAUUAUCGAUUUUAAUAGAAAAAAUUGAAACAAAUUCAAAAAUUAUCAAACCAAACUCAAUAACUAUUGACGAAUCAAAUCAAUCUAUUAUGACAAUCUUGAAUGAUCUUCAUCCUUGUUACAAUUCACUUGGUAUUCUUUUGCAUAAUAGUCAAACAUUGAAAUGGCUAUCACCGGAAGAUAAUCUUUUAUCCGAAAAUUUAUAUCAUCGAUUUGAAAAACUUUAUGCAAAAAAAGAUAUUCCUGAUUAUAAUCAACAACUUGAAAAUAAUUCUGACUUAUCAAAUCCAUUACAGUUAGCUUUGAAAGAUCUUCAAAACAAUGAUUUUAUGCCCGGACAAGCUCAUGCAUUGAUCAUAAUCAAAAAAUUAGUAUUGAAUCGUCAUCCAUCGAUUCUCGUCAUGUUUGAUCAAGUGAUUUCCGAAGUAAAAAAAAUUCUCCGUGAUUCAGAAUCAUACCUUUACUUAGCAGCGAUUAGAACGUUGUCAGCAUUUGCCAUUAUUCAUACCGAUCGAAUUUUACCCAUUUUGAUUGACGAAUUAAUCUCCACAGAGACUCGUCCAUUAUCCGACCGUCUUAAAAUUGGUGAAACUAUCAUUCAAUUAACUUAUUCGAUUGGUGAUUUUGCUCAUCAUUAUUCAUCACUAUUAAUCAAUGGAAUGCUUCUGGGUGUAAAAUCAUCUGAACCUGCCAUUCGUAUUAGUUGUCUAUCAUGUUUGGGUGAAUUUUGUCGCCGAUUUCGUUACGGAUUGUCCAAAUAUAUGAUUGAAUUGAUGUCGAUGAUCGAGCAGAUAAUAACGACGGAUCCUGAAUUAGAAGUUCGUCGAGCUGCAGUUUUAUUUCUUCACCUUCUCCUAAAAGGUGUGGAUCACGAAUCAGCCAUUUUAUUACAAAAUCAUUUAAAAAACAUAAAAAAUAUCAUUCUUGAUGUUGGAAAUCGUACACUUGAUGAUAUCUUACAACGGCAUUGUUCCAAUGCAUAUGAACAAAUAUCUAGGAUUGCUGAAGAAUUAUUGCGACAAAAUGAAUAAAAUUCUGUGAUUUUGUAAAUUUUCUUUCUAACUUAAAU
Molecule: messenger RNA, 3312 nt
Organism: Dermatophagoides pteronyssinus (European house dust mite)
Lineage: Eukaryota; Metazoa; Arthropoda; Arachnida; Sarcoptiformes; Pyroglyphidae
Gene: Tango6
Product: transport and golgi organization 6
Biological process (GO): protein secretion
Source: RefSeq, a predicted model, not a curated record